AUGGAAAAGGCAGAGAAAGAAGUUUGUGGCUCUACAUCUGCAAAGCUACAUCUGCAAGGCUACAUCUGCAAAGCUACAUCUGCAAAGCUACAUCUGCAAGGCUACAUCUGCAAAGCUACAUCUGCAAGGCUACAUCUGCAAGGCUACAUCUGCAAAGCUACAUCUGCAAAGCUACAUCUGCAAAGCUACAUCUGCAAAGCUACAUCUGCAAGGCUACAUCUGCAAAGCUACAUCUGCAAGGCUACAUCUGCAAAGCUACAUCUGCAAAGCUACAUCUGCAAAGCUACAUCUGCAAAGCUACUCUGCAAAGCUACAUCUGCAAAGCUACAUCUGCAAAGCUACAUCUGCAAAGCUACAUCUGCAAAGCUACAUCUGCAAAGCUACAUCUGCAAAGCUACAUCUGCAAAGCUACAUCUGCAAAGCUACAUCAUCUGCAAAGCUACAUCUGCAAAGCUACAUCUGCAAAGCUACAUCUGCAAAGCUACAUCUGCAAAGCUACAUCUGCAAAGCUACAUCUGCAAAGCUACAUCUGCAAAGCUACAUCUGCAAAGCUACAUCUGCAAAGCUACAUCUGCAAAGCUACAUCUGCAAAGCUACAUCUGCAAAGCUACAUCUGCAAAGCUACAUCUGCAAAGCUACAUCUGCAAAGCUACAUCUGCAAAGCUACAUCUGCAAAGCUACAUCUGCAAAGCUACAUCUGCAAAGCUACAUCUGCAAAAAGCUACAUCUGCAAAGCUACAUCUGCAAAGCUACAUCUGCAAAGCUACAUCUGCAAAGCUACAUCUGCAAAGCUACAUCUGCAAAGCUACAUCUGCAAAGCUACAUCUGCAAAGCUACAUCUGCAAAGCUACAUCUGCAAAGCUACAUCUGCAAAGCUACAUCUGCAAAGCUACAUCUGCAAAGCUACAUCUGCAAGGCUACAUCUGCAAAGCUACAUCUGCAAGCUACAUCUGCAAAGCUACAUCUGCAAAGCUACAUCUGCAAAGCUACAUCUGCAAAGCUACAUCUGCAAAGCUACAUCUGCAAAGCUACAUCUGCAAAGCUACAUCUGCAAAGCUACAUCUGCAAAGCUACAUCUGCAAAGCUACAUCUGCAAAGCUACAUCUGCAAAGCUACAUCUGCAAAGCUACAUCUGCAAAGCUACAUCUGCAAAGCUACAUCUGCAAAGCUACAUCUGCAAAGCUACAUCUGCAAAGCUACAUCUGCAAAGCUACAUCUGCAAAGCUACAUCUGCAAAGCUACAUCUGCAAGUACAUCUGCAAAGCUACAUCUGCAAAGCUACAUCUGCAAAGCUACAUCUGCAAAGCUACAUCUGCAAAGCUACAUCUGCAAAGCUACAUCUGCAAAGCUACAUCUGCAAAGCUACAUCUGCAAAGCUACAUCUGCAAAGCUGUUGAGGACUGUGUAGAAUCUGAAAACAUGUUUUUGUUCCAGCUUUUCAGACCAGUUUGUUCUUCUGUUUUAUCCAAUCACUCGUGUUCCGUUCAUUUGGAUCCACUCGACGCUCGGCUGCGAGACCCCGGAGACACUGGUUGGACUGGGAGAAGGAGACAGUGGAGAGAGAGUCACUGGUCGGACUGGGAGAAGGAGACAGUGGAGAGAGAGUCACUGGUCGGACUGGGAGAAGGAGACAGUGGAGAGAGAGUCACUGGUUGGACUGGGAGAGAGAGACAGUGGAGAGAGAGUCACUGGUCGGACUGGGAGAAGGAGACAGUGGAGAGAGAUACUGGUCGGACUGGGAGAUGGAGACAGUGGAGAGAGAUACUGGUCGGACUGGGAGAAGGAGACAGUGGAGAGAGAGUCACUGGUCGGACUGGGAGAAGGAGACAGUGGAGAGAGAGUCACUGGUCGGACUGGGAGAGGGAGACAGUGGAGAGAGAGUCACUGGUCGGACUGGGAGAAGGAGACAGUGGAGAGAGUCACUGGUCGGACUGGGAGAAGGAGACAGUGGAGAGAGAGUCACUGGUUGGACUGGGAGAGGGAGACAGUGGAGAGAGAGUCACUGGUCGGACUGGGAGAAGGAGACAGUGGAGAGAAAGUCACUGGUCGGACUGGGAGAGGGAGACAGUGGAGAGAAAGUCACUGGUCGGACUGGGAGAGGGAGACAGUGGAGAGAGAGUCACUGGUCGGACUGGGAGAGGGAGACAGUGGAGAGAAAGUCACUGGUCGGACUGGGAGAAGGAGACAGUGGAGAGAGAGUCACUGGUCGGACUGGGAGAAGGAGACAGUGGAGAGAGAGUCACUGGUUGGACUGGGAGAGGGAGACAGUGGAGAGAGAGUCACUGGUCGGACUGGGAGAGGGAGACAGUGGAGAGAGAGUCACUGGUCGGACUGGGAGAAGGAGACAGUGGAGAGAGAUACUGGUCGGACUGGGAGAUGGAGACAGUGGAGAGAGAUACUGGUCGGACUGGGAGAAGGAGACAGUGGAGAGAGAUACUGGUCGGACUGGGAGAAGGAGACAGUGGAGAGAGACACUGGUCGGACUGGGAGAAGGAGACAGUGGAGAGAGAUACUGGUCGGACUGGGAGAGGGAGACAGUGGAGAGAGUCACUGGUUGGACUGGGAGAGGGAGACAGUGGAGAGAGACACUGGUCGGACUGGGAGAGGGAGACAGUGGAGAGAGAGUCACUGGUCGGACUGGGAGAGGGAGACAGUGGAGAGAAAGUCACUGGUCGGACUGGGAGAAGGAGACAGUGGAGAGAGAGUCACUGGUCGGACUGGGAGAAGGAGACAGUGGAGAGAGAGUCACUGGUUGGACUGGGAGAGAGAGACAGUGGAGAGAGAGUCACUGGUCGGACUGGGAGAAGGAGACAGUGGAGAGAGAUACUGGUCGGACUGGGAGAUGGAGACAGUGGAGAGAGUCACUGGUCGGACUGGGAGAAGGAGACAGUGGAGAGAGACACUGGUCGGACUGGGAGAGGGAGACAGUGGAGAGAGAGUCACUGGUCGGACUGGGAGAGGGAGACAGUGGAGAGAGAGUCACUGGUCGGACUGGGAGAAGGAGACAGUGGAGAGAGAUACUGGUCGGACUGGGAGAAGGAGACAGUGGAGAGAGAGUCACUGGUCGGACUGGGAGAAGGAGACAGUGGAGAGAGUCACUGGUCGGACUGGGAGAGGGAGACAGUGGAGAGAGAGUCACUGGUCGGACUGGGAGAAGGAGACAGUGGAGAGAGAUACUGGUCGGACUGGGAGAUGGAGACAGUGGAGAGAGAUACUGGUCGGACUGGGAGAAGGAGACAGUGGAGAGAGAUACUGGUCGGACUGGGAGAAGGAGACAGUGGAGAGAGACACUGGUCGGACUGGGAGAAGGAGACAGUGGAGAGAGAUACUGGUCGGACUGGGAGAGGGAGACAGUGGAGAGAGACACUGGUCGGACUGGGAGAGGGAGACAGUGGAGAGAGACACUGGUCGGACUGGGAGAGGGACACAGUGGAGAGAGAGUCACUGGUCGGACUGGGAGAGGGAGACAGUGGAGAGAGUCACUGGUCGGACUGGGAGAGGGAGACAGUGGAGAGCGUCACUGGUCGGACUGGGAGAAGGAGACAGUGGAGAGAGAGUCACUGGUCGGACUGGGAGAGGGAGACAGUGGAGAGAGAGUCACUGGUCGGACUGGGAGAGGUAGACAGCGGAGAGAGUCACUGGUUGGACUGGGAGAGGGAGACAGUGGAGAGAGAGUCACUGGUUGGACUGGGAGAGGGAGACAGUGGAGAGAGUCACUGGUCGGACUGGGAGAGGGAGACAGUGGAGAGAGAGUCACUGGUCGGACUGGGAGAAGGAGACAGUGGAGAGAGUCACUGGUCGGACUGGGAGAGGGAGACAGUGGAGAGAGUCACUGGUCGGACUGGGAGAGGGAGACAGUGGAGAGAGAGUCACUGGUCGGACUGGGAGAGGGAGACAGUGGAGAGAGAGUCACUGGUCGGACUGGGAGAGGGAGACAGUGGAGAGAGUCACUGGUCGGACUGGGAGAGGGAGACAGUGGAGAGAGAGUCACUGGUCGGACUGGGAGAGGGAGACAGUGGAGAGAGAGUCACUGGUCGGACUGGGAGAGGGGAGACAGUGGAGAGAGAGUCACUGGUCGGACUGGGAAAGGGAGACGUGGAGAGAGUCACUGGUCGGACUGGGAGAGGGAGACAGUGGAGAGAGAGUCACUGGUCGGACUGGGAGAGGGAGACAGUGGAGAGAGUCACUGGUCGGACUGGGAAAGGGAGACAGUGGAGAGAGUCACUGGUCGGACUGGGAGAGGGAGACAGUGGAGAGAGUCACUGGUUGGACUGGGAGAGGGAGACAGUGGAGAGAGAGUCACUGGUCGGACUGGGAGAGGGAGACAGCGGAGAGAGUCACUGGUUGGACUGGGAGAGGGAGACAGUGGAGAGAGAGUCACUGGUUGGACUGGGAGAGGGAGACAGUGGAGAGAGUCACUGGUCGGACUGGGAGAGGGAGACAGUGGAGAGAGAGUCACUGGUCGGACUGGGAGAAGGAGACAGUGGAGAGAGUCACUGGUCGGACUGGGAGAGGGAGACAGUGGAGAGAGUCACUGGUGCUGGGAGGGGGUGUAUCUGGCUGUGGGACUGGGGGCUGCAGACAGAGGGUCCUGGAGAUAGUGUCUGCAGGGUCUAA
Molecule: messenger RNA, 4617 nt
Organism: Knipowitschia caucasica
Lineage: Eukaryota; Metazoa; Chordata; Actinopteri; Gobiiformes; Gobiidae
Source: the annotation of a GenBank genome assembly